This is a messenger RNA of Anoplophora glabripennis (Asian longhorned beetle), 2911 nucleotides long. RefSeq lists its product as uncharacterized. NCBI's taxonomy places the organism in Eukaryota, Metazoa, Arthropoda, Insecta, Coleoptera, Cerambycidae. Bases 629 to 2911 code for a protein of 760 amino acids. The record is from RefSeq and is a predicted model, not a curated record. The transcript is spliced from 2 exons.
GAGAGGUGUUCUAUGAAAAACGAGGACUAAAAAUGUUCUUAGAUACAGUUGCAUUUAUACACGUAUAUGAUUUAGUAACAAUAACUGUAUGUAUGAAGGACAUUUAUAGAAAAUUAAUAUUCUAGUAAGCAGAUAUUAGCAAUUGACCUCUUUUAAUUUUUUUAAUGUAUGCGCGCCAACAAAUGCAACCUCGUUGAAGUAAUUCCGCUUCCCUUUCACUCAGUAUUAUCAUAUAAAAGCAGACUCGACAAUAUUAGUGGCAUUACUUCAUCAGUCUCACCAAUUUCCAUACAACAACAGAAUGGAUCUUACAAAACUAAAUGAACGGUCACUUUUAGCUUUCAAACCAACAAAGUCGAUAAAAGAUUUGGAGAUUGGAAGAAAAUAUUCAAUCUCUAAAAUUAAAAAAGUGACAACAAAGUAUGGGGAAAGCUUGGUAGCAGAGUUGGAUGAGUAUCAGGUGUUCCUACCCAAUCGACUCAUGGGAGAAAUAGGAGAUCAUUUAGAUGAAUUUGAAGAUAACCGAUACAGCAUAGUCAGCCACGGUGAGAAAAGCAAUGAUACAUUAAAUUUUUCAAAAACUGUUGCCAUAGAAUUCCUUAAAAAUAUAUAAUUUAAGGUGAUAAAUAUGGAUAAUUUAAGUGACGAUAUAGUAAAAAUUGUUGGAAAAAUUUUUUUAAAUUUAAGUCGUUCAAAAAAUGUGAAAAAUGAAACUUUGUUAAAAUAUAUAUCAUAUUGUAACGAGAAUAUUAGGUCGAUGAAUAAUGCUCUUUUAAACGUUGAAAGUAAUAUAUCACUUAAAACUAAACUUCAAACAAACAUUGGUCAUUUGAGAAAAUACAGACAGUUGUUAAGAUCUCUUGAUAAUAUUUAUCUGGGCGGUGGUUUAUCUGAAAAUAAAAAAUUAAAAUUAACACCAAAACGAAGCCAACGAAUUCGGUGGGAAGAUGGAAAAUCUGCAUUUUCAAGUAGAAUUCGAAGCGGUUUAGUAAUAAAUAUUCUUCAUACCGAUCCAUUGGAAUUUUUAAAGGAUUCAUUUUUUUUAUUUAAACCCAGAAUUUUAAAUGAAUUAAAAAAGGAUCCAACAGUUAAAGUCAAUGCGGUGUUGUGUUGUGAAUUUAUUAAAGAAAGUGUUGAUGAGGAUAAGCAAGUUAGACAAUUUAAAUAUUUUAAUACGAAAAAUAAUUUAAUUGAUUUAGGUACGGAUUUGUGGCAAUGGUAUCGAGAUAAUAUUAGUGACAAAAUAAUGAACAAGUUAACGGAAUUUCAUGAGGGGCAAAGUGGCUGGGCACUCAACCGCAUUGAAAGCCUAGAAAUUAACAUUAAUAAAUAUGAAUUUUCUAAUGGAGGUACAUCAUAUAUUGAACUUCCGCAAGAAAUUAAAUUGAAAAGAGCCGUGAUAAAUAUCAAAAAUACCGAUCAGUUCUGUUUUGCCUAUGCUGUUGUAAGUUGUCUGCAUCCCGCACAAAAAAAUCCGGAUCGUAUUAGUUCAUAUCCCGACUUUCAUACUGUAUUGAAUUUUACAGGAAUAAAUUUUCCUGUGACCAUAGAACAAAUACCGAAAUUUGAAAAAUUAAAUAAUAUUUCCAUUAAUGUUUACAUAUUAAAAUUAAAUGGGAAAAUUUAUUCCGUUGUUCCCGCGUACAUUUCAAAGGAAAAAUUACCGACGCAUGUAAAUUUGCUUAUGAUUCAAAACAAAUAUUACUCAGAUAAUGACGUUAAUUAUGCGAAAAAUCAAAAAAAUUUUGAAAUCAAAUUUCAUUUUACCUGGAUUAAAUAUCUUUCGAGAUUGCUUUCGAAUCAGCUUACAGGAAAUGGCCAUGCAGUAUUUAUUUGUGAUAGAUGUUUAAAUUACUUUCGACAUCAAGCACAGUUAGAUAAACAUGAAGUGGAAUGUGCGCGAGUUAAUACAUGUAAAAUUUCGUUCCCAGAAGACAAAUAUUUAUUUUUCAAAAAUUUUAAAUAUAAGGAACCUGCUCCUUUCAUUGUUUAUUGCGAUUUUGAAGCUUUACUAAAACCGUUGGAUGAUAUUAGCGGGAGUAAAACGGAGAGAUAUCAAAAGCAUGAAGCAUUUGCCGUGGGUUAUUAUUUCAAUUGUAGUUAUGAUAAAAGUCUGUCUCACUAUAAAAGUUAUGUAGGAUUAGACUGCGUGCAGUGGUUUGUAAGGGAACUAGAAAAUAUUGGUAAAUUUGUGGAUGAAAAAUUAAAAUUGGUAGUUCCCAUAGAAUACUCUUCCAUAGAAGCUCAAAAUCAAUUUAAAAAAACAACUUGUCAUAUAUGUACGAAACCGUUUAAUGAAGAAGAUAAACCCGUUCGCGACCACUCACAUCUCGACGGCAAAUUUAGGGGCUGGUGUCACUCCAAUUGCAACUUGAAUUAUAAAAACACCUUCAUUGUUCCCGUAGUUUUUCACAAUUUGACGGGGUAUGACAGUCACGUGAUGAUUAAAGAUGUAGCUCAGCUAUGUCCUGGUCGUAUAACGCUGUUGGCGAAGAAUAAAGAACAAUACAUUUCGUUUACCAAACAUAUUCCAAAUUCUUCGAUAAAAUUUAGGUUUAUAGAUUCAUUUAGAUUUCUAACAUCAUCGUUAGAUAAAUUAGCAUCUAUUUUACGGAAAGAAGAUUUAAAAAUAUUAAAAACUGAAUUUUCCCAUUUAAAUGGUGAAUCUUUUAACUUAAUUACUCGAAAGGGAACAUUUCCAUAUGAUUACAUAAAUUCCAUGCAAGUUUUGAAAGAAACAUCACUUCCUAGUUCGACUGAUUUUUAUAACAAGUUAAAUGAUGAAGAUAUUUCAGAAGAUGACUACAAUCACGCUCAAAAGGUGUGGAGNAUAGCCGUUACUGCAUCUAGAUCAUUGCUACUUCGAAUCAGAACCAGUUCCUGCUUCAUAUUUAGUAUAAUUUUUCUAUAG